Bemisia tabaci is the source of this 2265-nucleotide messenger RNA. Its product is annotated as small ubiquitin-related modifier 2-A. The record is from RefSeq and is a predicted model, not a curated record. NCBI's taxonomy places the organism in Eukaryota, Metazoa, Arthropoda, Insecta, Hemiptera, Aleyrodidae. Gene Ontology annotation, molecular function: protein binding.
UCAAUGCAUCUUAAUUAGUGUUAUUUAUCAGAGGAUUUAUUUGCAUUAUUGUACAAAAAAUUGAAAACAAUAUAUCGAGUCUGGGCUGAAGUAUUUAAUCAACGGAGUUUUUUCAAAUAAGUAACACGUGGUUUACUGUUUGUAGUAAAAAUUGGGAUCUUACCUGAGUGCUCGUAAAGUAAACAAUACAAUUCUUGUGGAUGUGGUGUGCUGUGGUGUCUUGAUUUUUGGAACUUGAACUUUAUUAUUUCAUCUUUUUCAUGUCAUAAUUUCAAGACAAGUCUUAAUUUCACUCUUGAUUCAUACUAACUUCAUUAACUUCAUUGCCGCUUUGUUUACAGUUUGUCGUGUCACGUGCCAAGCCACUUUGCAACCACCAAAAAAUUUCAAUAUGUCAGACCAAAAUGACGAAAGAAAACCAAAUAAGGUUAGAUUAAAUGUGAAUGGGUUCGACAAUACAAUCUCACAAUUUAUCCUCAAAGAUACUACGCCUCUUGGAAAAAUGAUGAAGACAUAUUGUGAAAUGAAGGGUCUCGAUAUAACAUUAAUAAAGUUUUUAUAUGAUGGAAAGAGAAUUCAAAAUACUUCAACGGCUCAUGGAGAGGAAAUCCCAGACAAUGCUACAAUAGAACUCUUUCAAAAACAAGAUGGUGGUAAUUUCUGUCAAUGUAUUUUCACAUAGUCAAACACACAAACUAAUAAGGAUUUUUUUUUUUUGUCUUUAAGUGUCGUUCAAAGCUCAUUAUUUAGAAUAAUACAUGUAAUCGCCUUAAAGCGUAUUUCGAAGCUCAUUUUUUAGGAUGAAUUUGUAAGAAAAUACGUAUGUCCUUUCAAGGCAGGGCUCCUCUGUUCCCUCAAAGUUUCAUUAAAAUAUUCAAACCUUUGUAAGAGCUUUACUAAAGAAAAGAGCAUUGAAGACAUCAUAAAUAUAGAUCCCAUUUUUGUAAUGUCUGUGAUGCUCUAUUUUCCAGUUCAGCUCUUUUUGAGGUUUAAUUUUUUAAAUGAAUCUUUGUGGGAAUGUAAGGGACCCCUAUUGCAAGGGCUUAAGUAUUUUUUUUAAAUAACCAUCCCUUCACAACACUUUAAAGUGUCGUAAUGUAUUCAGAGAGGAAGGCAAGAAUAAGGCCCCUAAAAUUUUGUUUGUAAUAUAUUUAGGCAAAAUGCUGUUACCUGAUAAAGGAAUGACUAGUGCAUGUUCUAAUUACUUCCUGCAGUUAGGAAACCUCUUCUUUCUAUUUUAUUUUUCCCUUCCCAUAGCGUAAGUUUUUUUUUUCUUCUUCUUUUUUUUCAGUGAUCUUUUCAUAUAAUUUUGUAAAGCACUAUUACCGGCUAUUUUUCAAGUGAGCAUAUAUUGAGUAUGUCUAGUGAUGAAUGUUUACCAUUAAAUUUAGUGAAUUGCAUUCAGUGGUUGAUUUUUUUAUUUUUUUAUUCCUAACCACUGGAUACAAGUUUGCUUCAUAUCCACUCUGGAACCCGGUUGGGUGUUUACCCGUCAAUAUUCCAUCAAGUGUUAAAGUAUUAUCUAGCUUUAAUUUUGGUGUUCUUAUUUUCUGUAUAGAUUUAAGAUUUUUUGAAGUUAAGACAUUAUAUAGCAGUUUAACUCUGUUAACAGAAAUAUUUUGUUAUUUUUUUGUCAUUUAGUUCUUUAAGUGUUCUCUAUUCUAAGUUUUAUACCUACUUUUUUGAUAUUGUCAGUUCGACAUUCAAGUGCUCUCGCAGCAUUUUUUUUAGCAGGGCAGUAUUUGAAAAAGAAAGCAGGUAUGAUAGUUAUUAUGUAUUGUAAGUAUACCAUCGAUUAGAGACUUGUGCACCUUCAAGAUAAGUUCAAACCAUAAAAUGGCAUUUACUCUUGCUCAAUUUGUCAUCAAACGUUGUCUUCGCAAUGACUUCAAAUGUGAAUGGAAUUGUAAUUAACCAUUUUUCUUCAGAAUAGCUUUCUUCUCAGCAUUGCACUCACAGUUAUCAUAUCAGAACAAAAUGUGUGUGUUCUUUUGUAGGAAAAACUAAGUCACUGUAAGACUUUGUUAAAUUCUCAAGAAGAGAAUUGCCUUUUUUUCAAACCUGGUGAGCUUUGGACUUAACUUGCAUGUUCAAGGUUCAUAGUAGUAUUCGUCAUUUCAAUAACAAAUGUAAUUAUAUGAGUUCUGAAAUACCUAAUCUUCCAUUGAUCAACCUAUUCUGCCUUUUUCACCAUGUAGUUACCGUGAAAUUUGGUUUUUAUGUUGCUGACUGUAAAUAAAAAAAAUUAUCUUCGUUUUUAAAUAA